AUGAUGACUCCACUGAGUUAUUGGAAGAACCAAGCUAUAGCUAUAGGCAACAGUCCUAUACCAACUGAAAUGGAAUACAGUUCUACUUUAUUAUCUAGCCGUUAUCGUUCAGCUUUACAAGAAAUGUACAUAACAUGGAAGGAGAAACAAAGACCACAAGUCGAAUUGUUCAAUUCAAUGCAUUUGACUGCCUGUAAUGUGGAGAAAGACCGACUGGAAAACAAUUUUGUCUACUCAGCUCCUGUUUUUCCAUCUGAUUUCGAUAAGAAUGAUGAGGAGCUAGCCGAAAUCGAAAAAAAUUAUAAAAACUGCUUGCAACAGAAACUAGAGAGUAUCAAAAUGUAUGAUGACGAACUGGAAAAGAAUGCUCAAAAUACUAUCGAUACCAUUUAUGGAGUCCUGAAGAAGCAAAUGAAGUACAUACCGAUAGAUGCGAAAGAUUUCAGUUUCGCGAGAGAUAUGAUUGAUAUUAGAGCACAACGAGUCCGAAAUUCUGUUCGUCAAACUAUAAUUAACGAAUUCAUUAACUCAAAAUCGUCUCUUGCGGAUGUUAGGAAGAAGAGGAAAAAUUUCAAAGAAGAAUCAUUACAAAUUCUACGAAAUUAUUAUGCUAAGAAUCUGACACAUCCAUAUCCAAGCGAUGAAGAUAAGAGUAUGUUAGCGGAGCAAUGUGACAUGACUACGCAACAGGUUUCUAAUUGGUUUGGUAAUCGACGAAUAAGAGAUAGGAAAGAGAAACUCACAAAUGGAGAUGGUCGCAGUGAUGGGGAACCUAUAUACUCAAUGAUGGAGUCCAAGUAUCAUUGA
This is a messenger RNA of Auanema sp. JU1783, 807 nucleotides long. NCBI's taxonomy places the organism in Eukaryota, Metazoa, Nematoda, Chromadorea, Rhabditida, Rhabditidae. The record is from the annotation of a GenBank genome assembly.